This is a messenger RNA of Hippocampus comes (tiger tail seahorse), 1832 nucleotides long. It is a transcript of the gene pcmtd1, whose product is annotated as protein-L-isoaspartate (D-aspartate) O-methyltransferase domain containing 1. Lineage: Eukaryota; Metazoa; Chordata; Actinopteri; Syngnathiformes; Syngnathidae. The record is from RefSeq and is a predicted model, not a curated record. Gene Ontology annotation, biological process: protein modification process. Bases 361 to 1470 code for a protein of 369 amino acids. Gene Ontology annotation, cellular component: cytoplasm. Gene Ontology annotation, molecular function: protein-L-isoaspartate (D-aspartate) O-methyltransferase activity. The transcript has 6 exons.
UAGAUAGAGAGUAUGUAAGUAUCAACAGUGCUUGCCUCUCUGUGGACGCGUCCGCUCACCACGUGACGUGCUGUGUUUACAUCCUCUCCGCUCAGCUGUUCUUUCUACCAACACGACAAAACCCCUCGCUCAUUUCCACUUACUCCGCCGGAGCCUGCUUUCAUCACACACAAAAUAACAACUCUUAGGCCGAGCUGUAAAUGUUUCCUGUUGCCUCCAUGAACCGCCGCAUUGCACCCUGAGACGAGCAGUGACUAAAUGCGACACGGCAUUGUUGUCACUCGCUGCCCGGAGAUGACUUUAGCGUGAGGAGACAAAGCAGCUGGAUCUUUUUCGGGGCCCAAAGCAGUUUUGGUCGGCAUGGGGGGAGCGGUGAGCGCCGGGGAGGACAACGACGACCUCAUCGACAACCUGAAGGAGGCGCAGUACAUUCGCACGGAGAGAGUGGAGCAGGCUUUUCGCGCCAUCGACCGCGGCGACUACUACCUGGACGGCUAUCGGGACAGCGCCUAUAAAGAUUUGGCGUGGAAACAUGGCAACAUCCACCUGUCGGCACCGUGCAUUUACUCCGAGGUGAUGGAGGCGCUCAAGCUGCAGCCGGGACUUUCCUUCCUUAACCUGGGCAGCGGGACAGGCUACCUGAGCACCAUGGUGGGCCUCAUCAUCGGUCCAUUUGGUGUGAACCACGGUGUGGAGCUCCACAAGGAUGUGGUGGAAUACGCCAGGGACAAACUGGACAGUUUCAUCAAGACCAGUGACAGCUUCGAUAAGUUUGAAUUCUGCGAGCCUGUCUUUGUUGUGGGAGAUUGCCUGGAAAUCUCCACAGACAGCCACCAGUAUGAUCGCAUUUACUGCGGGGCCGGGGUGCAGAAAGUUCAUGAAUAUUACAUGAAAGUCCUGCUCAAAGUCGGGGGCAUCCUGGUGCUGCCUAUCGAGGAUCAGCUGACCCAGAUCACUAGGACGGGCCAGUGCACGUGGGACAGCAAAAACAUCUUGGCUGUGUCCUUUGCGCCGCUGGUCCAGCAGAGCAGAGCUGACGGCGACAAGCCAGACAGUGUCCAGUUGCCCCCCGUGACCGUGCGCACCCUCCAGGACCUGUGCCGCAUCUACAUCCGCCGCACCCUGCGCGAGUUGGCGGGCAGUGGCGAGGACGACGGCCAGGCCAGGCGCGCAGGGGCGCAACGGGUGCCACAGAAACGCAAGCGGCGGCACUGCCGGCGGCGCCGCAUCAACACGUACGUCUUCGUGGGCAACCAGCUCAUCCCGCAGAUGGUGGAAAGCGAGGAGGAGCACGGCGACGAGGAGCACAAGGACGGCGAGGCCAACGCCGAGGAGGAGGAGGACAAGGAGGAGAGGGACCUCGGCGACGUGGAGAUCCUCAAGCAGGCCAACAUCUUUAGAGACCAGAUCAUGGCUCUCCCCCUGCCCGAGUCCCUCAAGGAAUAUUUACUGUACUACAGGAAGAAGUGACUGAGGUGCACACGUAGCAUUAUUUCCACACUAUCUUGAUGGCAGAACUCAACGUCACAGAUCACACUGGAUAAUAAUGUUGACAUUGUUAUUUGUAGAUGUUGCUUUCCUUUUGAUUUGAUUUUCAACGUACACACCAUGAAAAUGAGAAUUUCAAAUGAGCGAAAUUCAGUGUACACCAGAACCUCCAAAGUGGAACACGAUCCCCUUUGACAGUCGUUUACAACAAAACUAUUCUUCCCAUUAUUGUUUAUUAAUCGGUCACCAUUGUAAUAGCCUGGAACUGGACGCGCAGUGUCGCAUUAACGUUGUUGAAAAAUGUAAGCGUAAACUCUGUUAUUAAAUGCAUGUAUUUGACACAC